AGCCAGACGAGCGUGAUGGGUUCUUGUAACACCAAGGAUUACGUGGUCCCCGCGGAACAGACAGACUCCAAUGGUUACGUUGUGUCUGUCAACGGCAGCCACGACAGCGCGAAAAUAACCAAAAACGGCAAAUCGAAAUCAAAAUCGGACAAGAGUGCCGACAACAAGGGUUUCACGAAUGACUCUUCCGCAUCGAAUGGGAACGGCGGGGUUCAACCCGUCCGAGCUGACACAUCGCACGCGAACGACGUGGUGGUCGAGCAGAACACAGAACGGAGCGACGGUUUCACGGCCGUCAAAGCCGAUACGUCACGCCUGGAGGAAGGGGGUGCUGCUGCUGCUGAUGGGAACACAGACGAUCAGAACAAUGGCGUCACGCCCGUGCGCGCCGAUCUGUCACAUUUGAACGAUUUGAUCGUGCACGCCGAUCAGUCACAUUUGAACGAUUUGGUCGUGCGCGUUGACGAGAGUGCAGACACGUCUCGCGUGGACGGCGGUGCUUCCGAUGGGAAUACGGAUGAGAAGACCGGGAUCGAACCCGUUCGAGCCGACACGUCGCGCCUGGACGAUUUGGUGGUGCGUGUCCAUGAACAGAGCGACGCUUUCACGGCCGUUAAGGCCGAUACGUCAUUCUUGGACAAUUUGAUCGUGCGCGUCGAAGAUGACGAUUCGGAUGCGAUAGGAGACAUUGCCCUCAUUGGUCUGGCUGUGAUGGGCCAGAACCUCAUCCUCAACAUGAACGACCACGGCUUCAAGGUGGUGGCCUUCAACCGCACAGUGUCCAAGGUGGAGGACUUCAUGAACAACGAGGCCAAAGGCACAAACAUCAUUGGUGCCAAGUCCAUGGAGGACAUGGUGGCGAAGCUGAAGCGCCCCAGGCGUGUGAUGAUGCUGGUCAAGGCUGGUGCUGCCGUGGAUGCCUUCAUUGACCAACUGGUGCCUCUUUUGGAGCGUGGGGACAUCAUUAUUGACGGAGGCAACUCCGAGUACAGGGACUCCAACCGUCGUUGCAAGGCCCUGAAAGAAAAAGGCAUCCUCUUCAUCGGCAGUGGUGUCAGUGGAGGCGAGGAGGGAGCUCGCUAUGGCCCAUCUCUCAUGCCCGGUGGCGCCGAGGAGGCUUGGCCAGCUGUCAAGGACAUCUUCCAGUCCAUCUCAGCCAAGGCUGAUGGAGAACCCUGCUGUGACUGGGUUGGUCCUGAGGGUGCCGGCCACUUUGUCAAGAUGGUUCACAACGGCAUCGAGUACGGCGACAUGCAGCUCAUCUGUGAGGCCUACAACGUCAUGAAGGACGCUCUGGGCGUGAGCCACUCGGAGAUGGCCAAUGUGUUUGAGGCAUGGAACAAGACAGAACUGGAUUCUUUCCUCAUCGAGAUCACCACAGACAUCUUGAGGUACAACGACACUGAUGGUGAGCCCCUGGUCACCAAGAUCCGGGACUCUGCCGGACAGAAGGGCACAGGAAAGUGGACGGCCAUCUCAGCUCUGGACUAUGGCGUGCCUGUCACGCUUAUCGGUGAAGCCGUGUUCGCUCGCUGCUUGUCUUCUCUGAAGUCUGAGCGUGUGCAGGCCAGCCGACAGAUCCCGGGACCAGCAGAGACCAAGUUCAAGGGUGAUGCCAAAGCCUUCAUUGAAGAUGUCAGACAGGCCUUGUACGCCUCCAAGAUUGUCUCCUAUGCACAAGGGUUCAUGCUGAUGAGAGAGGCUGCGAAGGAGUUCAACUGGAAGCUCAACUUUGGCUCCAUCGCUUUGAUGUGGCGUGGAGGAUGCAUCAUCAGGAGUGUGUUCCUUGGAAACAUCAAACAGGCCUAUGACAAAAACCCCGAGCUGAGCAACUUGCUGUUGGACGACUUCUUCAAGACUGAAAUCACAAAAUGCCAGGAGGCCUGGCGUAGAGUUGUGUCCCAGGCUGUUCUUCUUGGCAUCCCCACCCCUGCCUUCAGCACCGCCUUGGCCUUCUUCGAUGGUUACCGCAGCGAGACCCUGCCCGCCAAUCUCAUCCAGGCUCAGAGAGAUUACUUUGGAGCACACACAUACGAGCGCAACGACGCACCAGGCAAAUUUGUUCACACCAACUGGACCGGCAGAGGAGGAAACGUGUCAUCUUCCACGUACUCUGCAUAGUUUUCGUAUGAAUCUGCCUUGUGCUCUGGAGUAUCAUUUCACAAUUCAUGCACCAAGCAUCUCAAUUUUUGUUGAUUGUUGUUGUUGACAGCAAAUGACAAACACCCUUUCCGUCUUUUGUUUCUGUGAAAAUAAAGAGUUAUUGUUAUGAUGUCCCUUUACAUGAAUUUGUGUCAUAAUUGCCUCUGUUAUUGUUCUGUUAUUUCAGAUGUGAUUCUAAUUUAUUUUGAGGGGAACCGCCUCCUAUAACAUGUUUUGUUCUCCAUAUCUCUGCUAUCACGCUACUUGAGGAAAUCAGUCUGUUUGGUCUUCUCUCUCUUCUGGUCUGUCAAGAUGAAAAUCAAAAUCAGCAGACUCUGUUUUAGUUGUUUGUUAGUUUUUUUCUUCAUAUGUCAAGGAUGUGUGAUUUCUUGAUAGAUCUAAUGUUUUUCCUGCUGACUUACAUUGAUAGAAAUUAUUGUUUGAUCUUUUCCAUCUUUAAAUGAUCGCAAAUGGUUUUAGUGUUGAGACAAAUAGUAACAUUCCUGAUUUGUCGCUAGGAUGUGAGCACUUCUCUGCAAAGUGAACAAAUAAUUGUUCCAUUUUGAUACUAAACCCUGUAUUUUUCAAGAAUGGAGAGUGUUUAUGCAUAAUUUAUUGUUGGCACAUGUUAUGUAUCACAACUGCGCAUACACCUUUUGUAGCAAUGUUAAGUUUAAUUGAAUCGAACCCAUGCCUUUGUCAAUUUAAGUGCAUUUAUUUUUGCACGCAGCAUAUUUUGAUUUUAAGGCUUUUGUUCAUGGUUUGAAUAGGGAGAGUGCUAAGGUUUUGUUUUCAGUUAUGACAUUAUGUUAUAUAGUUAUUUAUUUUAUACUGAGGACCACAACAGUGUUGAGGAGAAGUUAGAGCAACUGUUUUAAAAAAGCUACUCCACAUUUUGAUCAAAUACUGGGCAUGUAUUUCUGAUUAAAAGAAUGCUUAUUUCAUCAUUGUUCAUUGCAGUAUACAAUUUAUUGUCAGCCAAUUUGCCUGUAAAUGCGUUUGUGCUUUUGAUAAGGUUUGUAUUUUAGGUGGGCUUUACUUACUGCUGUAGUCUCAGGAAAAAUUAAUUCCCUAUUAGAUCUAGGAACAUGAAAGUCUGCCAGUCUUACUCUAUUUUAGAGAGUCCAUUGUGCAAGUCUCAAAUGGAUAUGAUUACAAAGACUGGUGGAGAAUAAGAAAUUGAGUUAUGGGUUGCCUGGUCAUUGGAGACAGAAAUGAGAUCAAGGAAUAACCUCCAAACAUAUUUGGACUAGAAUUUUAAUUAUAAAGGAGAGAACUACGAUUGUUCGUACUCAUUUAAGUCAAGAAUAUUUCCAAAGUUCAGAAUAUAUGUUGAAGAAUUACUGUUUAGUUUCACAGGUUUUUUUGUGUUUUAAAAAAAUUUAAUUUUGGUUAUAUAGCAGUGCAGUGAACAAAAGGAGGCUCAGUUUUGUAAGAUCUGUACAACUUUAUGUAUAUACAUGUUUUACAUUUUGAAAGAGAAAUGCAUGUAUUGAUUUUACUGUUGAUCAUGUCUUGUAAUAAAAUAAAAGAAUUUAUACUACUAAGUACUUUGUUUGAUCGCUUUAUGAAUGCAUAUAUAUAGAUCUAUAUAAUAUAUAAGAACAAGACGGCACUGGAUGUAGGCUUGAUUCUGAUUAAACGCGUUUGCAUAUGGUUCUUAUGGAAUAAAGGAAAAUGAAAUCACAAAAGUCUUCUCAGAAUCAGCCCAAAUGUCCGAUUCAGAAGAACUCUAGUUUUUAUCUGAAUUUCAGGCAACUGACAGAAACGACAUGGCUCUAUAUUGAAAAGAUAUACUUGUAAAAGACUUCCCUCAUCUCUUGUUUCCUAUCAAGUUAGUUGACCUCCAAUCGAGUGAACUAAUUCGAAGCUACUGAAAAGUCAGAGAAUGAGGUGCUAUGAAAUUUCAUUUUACUUCAAGAGGAUAUUUGUCGGUCUCAGGAAUGUGGAGUAAGCUGUAGAAAGGUCAUUUUGAUAGGCCAGGUACAUCUUCUUUCUGUGUCUAAGCAAUACUUACACUUACAAUAUUUCAGUUUUAUACUGCUAUUUUUGAUAUUUUUUAUAGAGUAUUUUUACGUUUUGUAAGAGUGCUCAUACUCAUAAUGAUUUAUAAUCGGAAAUGAUUUUUUUGUCAAAUCGGAUAGACUGCUGAUGUGUGUUGCGGCUGCCUGCAAAUCGUUUGCAUGAAAGAUUCGAAUACCAGUUUUGUUUAUCUUUUGGGGGUUAAGAAAGUUUUUGUUUUGUUUUGUUACUUCAAGGUUUGCUUCAGACUAAAUGUCUUGGAGAAUGGUUUCGCAUGGAUGCUUUUUGGGGACUUCAAACCUUCCUCUUUGGAAAGAUGAAUAUAUUUCUGCUAUCAUUAUUAUCUGAUUACAAGUUGUUUUGGAGGGGGGGGAGGAGGGGUAUUCAAAGAAAUUUUUGGGGGGUCAUAUGAGAGCGUGGUUAAAUGUGGGUUAUCUUCUGCGGGAGCAGGGCUACCCAAACAUGAGAAAUCACCUAAUUUGAUGACAUUUCCUCUAUGAAUUUUCAAGCAAUUAUUCUUCUGGUUUGUGCCAUAAUUGUCACAACAUGCUGUUGUCCCAAGACAAGUGGAAGUACGUACAAUUAUAACUGCAGUUUUCAACUGUAAAAGAAAAAAAUUUAAUAAAGUCAUAAUACUAUGAA
This is a messenger RNA of Aplysia californica (California sea hare), 4806 nucleotides long. Its product is annotated as 6-phosphogluconate dehydrogenase, decarboxylating. Lineage: Eukaryota; Metazoa; Mollusca; Gastropoda; Aplysiida; Aplysiidae. Gene Ontology annotation, molecular function: NADP binding; phosphogluconate dehydrogenase (decarboxylating) activity. The transcript is spliced from 12 exons. The record is from RefSeq and is a predicted model, not a curated record. Gene Ontology annotation, biological process: pentose-phosphate shunt; pentose-phosphate shunt, oxidative branch. Gene Ontology annotation, cellular component: cytosol. Bases 16 to 2121 code for a protein of 701 amino acids.